Messenger RNA from Ceraceosorus guamensis, 6067 nucleotides. RefSeq lists its product as hypothetical. Bases 287 to 5971 code for a protein of 1894 amino acids. The transcript has 2 exons. Lineage: Eukaryota; Fungi; Basidiomycota; Exobasidiomycetes; Ceraceosorales; Ceraceosoraceae. Gene Ontology annotation, molecular function: protein binding. The record is from RefSeq and is a predicted model, not a curated record.
UCAUCUUCUCAGCACAACCUCGAGAUCUCCAUGCCUUGACGCCCAAGGGAUCAAUCAGAAUCACGCUUCAUGUUCCAGGCAGCUUUCCUCGCUCACAUCCAAGGAAAGGGCCUCCAUGAGCCACAUGCCCACCGCCUCUGACUUCGCUUCGUCCUCUCCGCCACGCUCAUAGCCACGCCCCUCUCGAGUCUCGGUCCCUGAUUCAGAAGGCCUCAGCAUCAAGUGCUACGCCAUGAGCGGCCGGAUCGUUCUUAUCCUGCUCACUCUUUGAGCAAGUCUCUCCACGAUGGAAGUCGAUUCAGAGGGUGCGACCUUGGCGCCACCACCCGCUCCAACCAGUGAAGUUGAAACUGGGUCUGAAUUGAGCCUACCCGUGGUCAAUGCCUCAGUUUCCAAGCCACUUCGCGUCGGUCCUGAGGAGUCAGAUAGCGACGCUGCAAUCGAUCCUUUGUUGACCGGCGCUGCUCCCACAUCAGCAAUGGACGACGAUCCUCAGCGCGGUGCAGCAAGCACCAAUGAGAAGAGCGUCGAUGUAAUCACACCAACCUCGUCUGCGAAGGUUUCAGGAUCUGGAGCAGCGCUAGCGACACAGACGAAGGCGGGCCAUGAAGACUAUGAAGGAGAUGAUAGUGCCACUCAGGCACAGUCAUCGAUCCGCGACCGGCGAGAGGGAACCGCUGAAGGCCAAGUUGGCGGUACCACGAUCGUUUCUGAGCCUCAGCCUCAGUACCACGAUGGUAUCCUUUCUCGGCGAAAGUCGAUGCCGCCUUCGCCCCGAAAACCUAUAGAGUCUCUACCGCCAGCACCGCCUGCGCUGAUCUCCUCAAAGCCCUCGCUUUUGCCGAGCAGCAGCCCCCACCAAUCUGGUCGCUCAAUAGCUGACGUCACGGCAGUCUCGCAUGCCAAUAGCUCGUUCGAGAGCGCUGGCCCAUCCCAGCAACAGCAACCAGAUGGCCUUGCAGAUGAAGACGAUAUGGAUGAUGGAGACGACGCGACUGUGGACGACGAAGGUGGAGUCAUCCGGUGUAUCUGCGGCUACGACACAGACGACGGCUUCACUAUUCAGUGUGAGAGGUGUCUGGUAUGGCAGCAUUGUGCCUGUUUCGGCAUGUCCCAAGCAUCAGUCCCAGACGAGUAUCUGUGCGAGAUGUGCGACCCCCGUGAAGUCAACGUUGCCUUUGCUCAACAACAUCAACAGCGAAGGCGAGAAGCGGAAGCACGCAAAGCUGUCGACACAGCCAGACGGCUCUCACAGUCACAAUCUCAGCAGCAGCAGUUCGAACAGGCACGCGCCGAAUUGUGGUCGCAUCAACAGCAGCUGCAGCAGCACCAACAAGGAGAUCAGGCUGUCCUGCAGCAAGUCAACAACUCUGCAUCGCCACAUGUAGAGGCGCAGUCCUCGACUCCACCUCAAGGCCAGACCCAGGGGCGUAGUCGCAAGCCCACGCUGAACCUCGAUACUAGCCAGACACCUGCUAUGCCUAAUGAUCAGCCAGCUGGAAAAGGUCGGAAGAAGGGCUCGGGUGCCAAAAGUGGGCGCAAAACCCCUGCGCCCGAAGGUGUGGUCCCUGCGACACCCCCUCAGACUGGUCGUUCGGGGUUUGCAGGAAUUGCAGGCAGCAACGCCGCGGACGCCGCUUCGCAAGGCGGCGCUGCUGCUGCUCCACCCAACAUUGGCUUGUCAAGCAUAGCAGAGGCCGACGAGAGGAGCAUGGAUAGAUCUGAAGCUUGGCACACUGAGUUCACACCAAUCUCCAGGAAUCUUGUGGUUGAGCCCCGCGCACUCACUAGCUUGGCAGCUGCAAUGGCAGAGUACGAAAGUGAGGACGCAGAGCCUUGGCCCACGCAGCCAAGCUCGAGCGGUAUAGGAGUCAUUGCUCCUGUAGCUGGGCCUGUUCCUGCUUUGGAUUCUCCAGAAGACGUGGAGCCGUGGGGUCUCGCAGCGGUGGGCAAUGAGUGCGUCCCCAUCGCUAUCGAGGGACCUACUUUGGCCAGCUUGCAACAGCCGACCUACGUCAAGCAUAUAUCGGAAGGUGCAGCUGCGAGCAUCUUCUCCAAUGUGAUGUCCAUCGUGCCGCUUCCGACAGAGCCGGCUAGGCCGUGGUGUGCCUCUCGCACCUUCUCCAGGCCUACAAUGCACGGCCUCUUUGCAGACUCGCCAAUUGCUGCGGGAAGCUUCAUUUCCGAAUAUCGCGGAGAGUUGCUCAGCACCGCAGCGUAUCGAGCCAAUCCCAUAAAUCAGUACGCUCAAGUCGGCACAGUCAAGCCACACGUUCAUCUGUUUCCACCUCCCCUUGCCGUGGCCAUCGACGCCAGACGUUUCGGCACCGAGGCCCGCUUCGCACGUGCCUCCUGCCACCCCAACGCUGUCUUGCGGCCUAUUCUGUUCACCCGCACUGCCGAAGCGGAGCUAGUGAGAUCUGAGGACGCGGAUCAUUUCAGUAGUCUCGGACCAUCCUUCAAGCGACCAGAGCGGGAACCGGAGCUGCUGUUUGGAAUUUUCGCAUUAACGGACAUUUCACGAACUCACGAAAUCACACUGGGCUGGGAAUGGGACGACGAGCACAUUGUCCAUUUGCUUCCCUCGCUUGUCAAAGAUCCCGCAUUGGGCUUGCCUCCUGCACCACCUGGCGGUGAGGGCGCCAGCGCGGCUGCUCUAGCUGCAGCAGCUAUUGCAGCCAAAGUGGCCUCGGGAGUCCGCACGACAGAGCGAGAACGCAGAAGCGCUGCCAUGGCAACACUCGCUGAGCGAGGAGAGUUCCCAUAUGCCAACGCGCGGUUCGCCGCAUCUAUGAACGCAGUGCUCGCUGUCCUGCUAGGCAUGUCGCUCUGCGCUUGCAUUGGAUCAGCCGUUCCUCCGGGUGGUCAAGGUGGGACAGCGAGCGCGCACAACUCUAGAAAGCAGGAUUGCGCCAUCGCACAGAUGCUCCGACUAGCUCAAGGCAUGGCCCCUUUGAAUGUCGUAAUGCCGGGAAACAAGAGUCAUCGCAAGAUCCGACAGCCCGACUUCUUACCAUUGGUCGGGGUGCGGAGGUGGUGGAGACCUCUCAGCUUGCCUCCGACGCCUGAGACGACACCUGAUGAGGUGGCAAAUCGCCAGCGAGACUUGCUCUUGCACCAUCUGGACGUGCCAUACAAGCGUACGCCAACGGGUCACGUCGGACGCGUUGGCGAGGAAGAUUACCUUCGCGCAAUUGCCGAGCUGAAACGCACUGCUAAGGAUGUGCGUGAAGCUGAGCUUCUACCAGACAUUGAGGACGAUCGCCGCUCGCGCGCUUCCUCGUUGACAGAACCUCUGUCAGGGCUUUCGGAUCUUGACGAAGUCGAUGACGAAGAUGACGUCAGUGCUCUGCUUUCGAACAAAGGCACCAUCGAUCUCAGACCAGAACAGUCCGAUCCGGAAGACGCGUGGGAUGCACCAAGAUUGUUGCCCCACAAGAAACGCGUUUCUGGCACCCGCCUCAAAGCGACCUACUCGGGCGAUGAGGAUUCCGAUGCUGAGCGCGCGGGCGCUGCGGGGCGACGGAGAGCUUCCAAAGUACACACUACACCGCUGCCAACGCCUGGUCUACCCACUCAACAAACGACUCGCAAAGCCACUGUGACCGGCGUGAGAAAAGUUUCCAAGGCACAAGCUCUGCUCGAACAAACGCGCAAGCUCAAGUCGCGAGGUCGCCCGCGCAAAGAGCCCACUGAGCGCGCUUCACCUUGUCGCGUCAAAGUGCACGACGAUAGUGGGGAUGAGGGGCUUCAGCCACGACAAUCGAGCAAAAAGAAGCGGAGGAAGUCCGGCAAGCUGCAUGAGCCUAGUUCUCCACUCACGUCGGCGCCCGAUGAUGGAAAGGAUUAUUCGUCGGACGAGAGCCUGAGCCCGGCGCCUACGAUUCAGCGGAAGCUUUCGACCCAAUCCGAGCGCCGCAAUUCGCUCAAGCAUGGUGAUCAGAGCAAGAUCGAGGAGCCUCUGAGGGCGGACAAAGUGAUGCUUGAACGGCCGGACAAGAAGCGGCGAGCGUCCCUUAUGCCCAGCGGAUCCGAGUCCGAGCGCACUGCACGCUCGGUUUCUCCCGAGAAGAAGGCGAGCGGACAGGAAAGGAGCAAGAAGAAGCGAAAGGCGUCCGAGGCUACGAGUGAUCUUUCCGAAUCAGCGAUCAAGCGUAGAAAUGCCAAGCGUCUGGCCGCGUCGAAAAUGGCGAAGCUGCAGGAGAAGCAAAAGCGCUUGUCGCUCGCCGACAUUCGAGACUCGGAGUCCUCGGGAGAAGAGCAACCCAAACUCCAAUUGUCCCCGAAUAAGCGACAGAGGAGCAACUCUCCGGAGAAGAAAGUGGUCCGGGCUAGUGUGAAGGCAAAGAAGCCACGGCUCAUCAUCUCGACAGACGAGAGCGGGCUCGAAGAGGAUUUGACACCUGGGGCGACUGUGGCGCAAGUUCAAAGCGCCACAAGCUUCGAAUCGUCGCCAGUAUUGGAGGACGGAUCAGCGUUUGAUUCGCAAGUGCCACAGUCCACGGGAAACCAAAGCAGAGUCGGAGAUUUGGCGCUCACGCAGACUCCGGACACAGCUCCGCCUCCAGCUCGCGUCGAACCUCCACGAGCAAAGCUCACUUUGGCGGAGUACAAGAAGCGUCUCGCAGAACGUCAAGCGAAUGAAGCUGCUGCGUCUGCUGCACCACCGACUCCGAGCGAAGUGCCCCCGUCACCACUUGAGACCUUGAUUGCUGGGCAGAGCAGGCUUGGCCCGCCUGGAAGCGGUGUUUCUCCGUCCGGCAUGGAAGUGCAGCAUUCAGCGGUGGGAGCCGGGGAUUUCUUUGCCACUCGAUACGCACCCCCGGCGCCUCGUCCACCCCGUCCCGCGACACCACCUCGCUCUAUUCCGCCCUCUCCGAUCGCUCAAUCAGUAUAUUCGAACGUUCCAUCAGGUGCAGCGCCCGGCCAAACACCCUCCUACUCUAGCUUUGCGCAACGAGCUAGUCUGGCGGACUUCUCGCAGCCUCCUGCACCAGCUCAAAGUCAGAUGACGGUCGACACCGGUAUAGGGAGGCAGCCCCUCAAUGUGGGCACAGGUAUGCAUUCCGUUCAGACUGCGUUUGCACCGGAUCAUGUUCGCGCGGAUUCCAGCUUUGUGGGCGAUGACAUCCGCAGCCGAGGUGAUAGCAUGAGCCCUCGAAAGAGUGUUUCUGGGGCAUGGUCCAUGGGCAGUGCGACUUCACCCGUCCGUGCUGCGCCACCAGCGCCACUUGCGUCAGAUCACACCGGCGCAGACGUCGCUAGCAAUCGAUCCGUCUUCAGGCCAGGAUUUCGGCCAGUCGUGCCUCCCAGUCCCAUCGCGUCCGACAUGCCAAGCUUACGUCCUCCGCAAACUCCGACAUCUGCGCCUCGACCACCGGCGGCGCCUGCGGCUUUCAACCCACCUCGAGGACCGAAAGCUCUGAUCAACGCCUCUGCUGCUACUGCUUCACCAAGUGUGGCAGCCGCGUCCAGUGCUUUCUCUGGGCGUAGCGAAGACAUUUCUCCGAUUGUUGGUGCUCGUCGGAUGCACUCGAACUCGGUGUCAAAUGCCAGCGCGAGCAGCAUGAGUCCUCCUGCACAUGGCUCUCGGCUACCCUCGGCUGCUGCAGGCCCACCGGGCAAUGCGGUCGACGUAGGCGGCUCGAGGAGCUCCAGUGGGAGCUUCUCCGUGGAGUCCGGUGCACCCCCUGGAACGUACGCCGCUCGUCCGACGGCCAUCGAUGACUUUGCAGGCGUCCCUCGCGGUCCUCGGGGAAGCGAAGAUGGCUUCGUUGACGCUUCUCACACCAUCCCAGCACCGCGCGAAGGAGCUGGUGCUGGCAUUGCGAGCGGAUCGCCAGCGAGCAUGCCGUUCCGAGGCAGAGGGCGCGGCUGGAUGGGCGGUGGCUCGAGAGGCUUCCCCAGAGGUGGUGGAUGGGGAGGUAGAGCUCGCGGCGACAUGAGGCGAGGCAGGGGUCGCGGUUGGUAGUGACUGCAGUUGUGUUUAGUUUCGUCACUCUCUUCGCGAUAUCGCGCAGCUGUAUUAGUAGCGAAGGACAUUGAUGUACCAAUAAUGGAAGUGCUA